Molecule: messenger RNA, 1847 nt
Organism: Hylaeus anthracinus
Lineage: Eukaryota; Metazoa; Arthropoda; Insecta; Hymenoptera; Colletidae
Product: golgin subfamily A member 6-like protein 25
Exons: 2
Source: RefSeq, a predicted model, not a curated record
GAAGCGAAGAAACAGGAACCGAAGAAGGAACAAGAGAAGGGGGAGUUGAAGAAGCAGCAGGAACAGAGAUUGAAGAAACAGCAGGAAAAGGCUGAGUCGAAGAGACAGCAGGAGCAGAAAGCGAAGAAACAAGGAAAGCAAGAACCAAAGCAACGGGAAAAAGAAGGUAAAGACCAGCACCAGGAGGAGUCGAAGAGCCAGCAGCAUAAAGAACAACAUGAAGAAGAAACGAAGAAGCCACAAACUGAUGAAGAUACGAAGAAAAGAGUCAAGGGUAAAGAAGACACAGCGUUGAGGGCACAGCAGCAAGAGGGUGCAGCAAAGAGUCAGCAUCUGGAAGAACUGGGCAAACAGGAGCUCGGAGAACCCAAGAAACGUCACCAGAAAAAGAAAGUUAAAGAUCAACAAGGUGAGGAGCUGCAGAAACAGAUCGAAGAAUCAAAGAAACAAGAAUCGAAGAAACAGGAAGAUUUGAAAUCAAAGCAACAGAAGGAAGAGGAACAACACCAGGAAUCCAGUAGACAGGAGCACAAAUUAAAAGAAGAUAAACCGGAAGCGAACCUGCAGCUGCAGAAAGAUGAAGAGGGUCAAAGUACGUCGCGCCAGGAGCCCGAUCAAGAGUCCCAAAAAACCCAGAGACAUUUUGUUCAGCAGGAAAGGGAGGAACGAGGACUCAGUCGCGAAGAGAGACUCCUUCGCUUGCAGUUGGAGGACCUGAAGGUGCACCUGACGGUGCAAGAGCAGACGAUGCAGAAGCAGGAGGAAGCAGUCCUGCGCCAAAUACACGAGAGACAGUACGAAGAGCAGCUAGAGAGUGGACAGUUGGAGCUGAUGCAGAUGUACCUGGAAGGUCGAAGGCCGGUUCCUGAGGAGGAGUCGCUGCAAGAACAACAACGACAAAUGGUAGACCGAAAGGAGUCGAAGAAGAGGAGGAAACAGGAGGAGGCCAAGAUUCGAGGGAAGGAACCCGAAUCGCAGAAGCAGGAACAGCAACUGCAGGAGCAGCCCCAAGAGCAAAGCGUUGCACCUGCGGGCGACGUGAGCGGUUUCUAUAUCAGAUUGGUCGUGAGGCAAGAGGGUCGUGCGAAUUUGGUUUGGCUCUUGAAAACGCACAUGUUCUAAACGUUCAUUUUCGCUGUCAUCUAUCCCACUUCGCUACUGUUAAUACCUGCAAACGAAUUUGUUAUUUCCAUGGCGGAAAAUUGUUCGAGAGAUAUAACGGUUUUGUUCUCGUUCACCGUGGCGUGUCGGUAGUCUUUCGAUUUCCAUACUAAGCGUAAGAUUGUCCGAGGUUGUGCCGUAGUUCGUAGAUGUUUAAGAUUGUUGCUAAUAAGGGCGAAUGCGCGUAGGUAAGAAAUGCUCACUAGUAGGGGAAUCGCGUUGAUGAUUCGAUAGGAAUCAGGAACGAAGGUUGUAAUUGUAAUUAAUUCUGCUAGUUUUGUUGGAUUGCUUUUGAGGGGUGCUCAUUUUUUGGCUAGAUUCCCGAGGUAAUUUUCACGAUUGUUUGAGCAGUUGAAGUACUUGAGAUAAAUUGUAAUUUGGUAUGUUUACAUGUGUAACGUUCUUUAAAAUUUUCAUCUGUUCUGCUCAAUUUGUUUACGAAUUACGUAAGAGGGUGUCAAGAAAUUAUGUGUAAAGACCAUUGCAAGCGGUUUCUAAACCUCUGGAUCGACGAAGACCUGUUUAAAAAGUUUGGUGCAACCAAUUGACCUUGGCCGUCAUUUUGAAGGUUACAUUUUUUUAUGGAUGCAUUGUGUUUUACUCAUCGAUUGUUAAACUUGUAGAAGGAACCAUGGGUUGGAAUUUAACCGUUAUCUUGGAAAAUUUGGUGCAAAAUUGACCUUGAC